AUAUGUUGUCAUUUAUUGUUGACAAACUUACAUUCUGUGUUCCGAGUAUUGUAAAUCUAAUUGAGUUUUUUUCGACGUAUCUACUUGUUUUUCUUUUAAGGACAUGAAUUCCAAGGAAUUGUAUGCAAUUCGAGAGUGGGCACCUUUGACCGAUGUCUUUGAUCGAAUUCCUACACGCAUAAACCGUGGACUGUUUCCGGCGGAUCUUAGCAUCACCUGCGUCGAUGUGGUGGAUGAUGAAUUUAUUGCGUUGGGCAGCGAUGCAGGCAUAGUUUUUUGGUAUAAUCGUUAUACAGGAGUAAUACAAAAACUUAAGGCAGAGAGUAACUCACGCAUUACCUGUGUGAAAGUAGUAAAUUCCGUAGAGUAUAUGGUUGCGGCUGGAAAUUCUACAGGACAGGUUGAUAUUUUCCAAAUACAAAAGGAAUUGCCUGCCGAUUUGAAUUUAGUGGCACCUUGCACUAAAUCGAAGCCUAUAGAGAGGUAUAGCAUACGUGACUUACAUCAAAGCACCAUAAGUUGUUGCGAAUGGUCUAAGAAUGGCAUGAAGCUAUAUUCGGGAGACCGCCAAGGUGUGGUAGUUUUAACGGAAUUGGAUUAUCAAACGCACAUCAGCAAGUCGGCGGAAAUUCUUAGCGAGGCUUAUGAAAUAGUCCAACUAAGUUCCCAUCAGCGUUACCUUUUGGUUUCUACACUUUAUCGUUCCAUUAUAUGCACCCAAGAGGCCGGAAAUUGGGUGGUUAAGCAAAUUGGGAAAAAAGAUCGUAAACAGCUGGUUGAUUGUGGUGGCACAUUUUUUAAGCAAUCUUCAAAGCCACGUUUGGUAUGUGGCCGUCCUAAUCUGCGUUUUUGGCUGGCCGAUGUCGAGGGCAAUGUUGAAAAGACGGUUUUGUUUCGCGAAGCCAUUACAAAGAGCCCUACAUGGGAAAUACCCAUACUAAAUCCAAAAUUUUCUUUUUUAAAUCACAUGAAGCCAAUGACAAGCUCCCAGCAACCUGAGGAAUUUCCAGCUGUGGGUGAUUCCAAAAAUUUCCGUAGCAUUUAUUGCUAUGCUGGCCAGGAUUCUUUAAUUGUUACACAUGACGAACGCUCAUUAUAUAUAUUGAACUUGGAUCGUCUAAAAGUGGAGGCCGUUGCCAAAGGAUUUCGCAAAAUUAUAGAUUUUUGUGUGUGUAAUAAGGAAAUAUUUGUUUUGGAAGGAGAGCGAUCACUAUUAAGAUUGGCUCCAAUGCCCGAAAAGCCAAAUAAAAUCGCCAAAAUAAUAUACAAUCCUACUCUACCACCGCCAGUGCCCCUUUUGGGCUCUAUAUGUGGUUCAUUCGAGGCUCCUGCAGAAUAUGAACCAGAGGAGGGGCAAACUGUUACCAGUGCCGAAGAGUGUUUUGAAUUGCCCCCUAUCGAGGCGCUAAAUUUGAAUAUACCAAUUGAACUUGCUGUGGAGUCUUCAAAGGCUGAACAAAAUCGUCGCCUUGAGGUUUUCAGGGAAAUAUCUGAUAUGGAUUUUGACGAUGAUAUACUUCAUCAUAGUGGCAUUGUUAAACCCGGCACAAGAAAGAAGCGACAUAAAAGUCGAGAAAAUCGACAUAAAGCUGAGGGUAUUGUAGAAAUUGGUCAUAUUGUUGAAACGGAUCGCGAUAAAUCAUUGGAAUACACAUCUGAAGCAACACAAAUGGAAGCAAGCUAUUGCAAUAGCAAUGUAGAGGUUGAGCCUAUGAGUUUAAAUUUGAAACAAGCCUAUAGUGAACACUUACCCAACAUUUUAAGUCCCACAACCCUGAAACAAACCAUAGCUGAGAAGGCCAAACAUUUGGCUGAAGAACUUAAUUUGCCCGAAGUCGAUUUGCAGCCCAUUACAGAUGAAGAGCUGCGUUUAUCAAAGUAUUUAGCACAACCACCGGCGCCGCAGCCUCCUUUUAUGGCAUCUCCUUUGGACACGGUUUAUCCAUCUGAAAAUAUUUUCAAAGAUACAAGCAUACAAACAACUCCUUGUAAAAAGAUCUACUAUAUUGAAGAACAAACUGUCACCGAUUAUGCCGGUUUGCCCAUAGAAGACCUUUGUCAUUCUCUGAGGGCAACAAAUUUAAUAGAAACCAAAUCCAUGAUGGUGGAUAGUUCUACAAACGAAGAAAGGGCUACGACUUCUAAACCUCUAACCUUUACAAAUGCCCAUUUAGAAACCGAGGAAAUUGAAAGUUUCCUUUUGGAUUUUAAUAAAGCCAAAGAUCCUUUGUUGGCGGCAGCUGGAAUGCCAUCAACCUCAAACUCUUAUAACAAAUCGGAAAAUGAAUCUUCAAAUGGUUCCUCCAGUGAGUGGGAAUUUUUGGAUAAUUGAACAGAACGUAACUCUACACAUUUCAACAAUAGUCUAUGGGAGACAUUCCUAAAACGAAUUAAGUAUUAUAGUUUACAUCAUUUAUUUUAUGUUUUAUUUAUGAACAUAGGAGCACAGCUAACAUUGGUGAUAUAUGGUUUUUGUGUCUAUAUAGGUACCCUUAACCACAUUAUUGCCCAGUGAUUUUUUUAUUUAUUAAAAACAAAAAGUGAUUUGAACGUAGA
Molecule: messenger RNA, 2556 nt
Organism: Stomoxys calcitrans (stable fly)
Lineage: Eukaryota; Metazoa; Arthropoda; Insecta; Diptera; Muscidae
Product: WD repeat-containing protein CG11141
Exons: 5
Coding region: 104-2332 (742 amino acids)
Molecular function (GO): protein binding
Source: RefSeq, a predicted model, not a curated record